Messenger RNA from Phaeoacremonium minimum UCRPA7, 2286 nucleotides. RefSeq names its product putative phenmedipham hydrolase protein. Lineage: Eukaryota; Fungi; Ascomycota; Sordariomycetes; Togniniales; Togniniaceae. The record is from RefSeq and is a predicted model, not a curated record. The coding region runs from base 1 to 2286 and encodes 761 amino acids. The transcript has 2 exons.
AUGAGCGGUUCCGCCACUCAGAGAUCUCUCCGCCGCCGGUUGUUCUCAACUAUCACUCUCUCGGCUGUGACUAUCAUCGCAUUGCUCGCCUGGCUUCUCCUCUAUCACGAGGGCUACGCAACGUUACGGGAACAUGUGAGGCCGCUGAACCCGGCCUUUGAUGAGGAUAAGGGCCCAAUUUCGGAUCCAGAUCAGGAACAGCACCAGAAUCAGGGAGAAGCCGCUCACCAGACAACAUCUGUUGUACACGCCGCCAUCUCAGUGCCUGUUUCCACGUCGACCGUGUCAGACAGUGUCGGCACCAGCACUAUGGCUAUCAUAGAGAUCCCCACGGAGACGCCUUCCAAAUAUGCACCAGACGUCAGCAGCGGCGAGGCGCCGUCUAUCAAGCUGCAGCAAGGCACGUACAAGGGCGUUGUCCUACCGGCAGGCCGGCGCCUCCCGAAAGCCAUUGAAGCAUGGCGCGGUAUUCCCUUCGCCGAAUCCACAGCAGGCCCGAACCGAUUCCGCCCGCCGGUGCCGGUCGGGUCGUCAGAUGCCAACUUCAGCGCAGCCAGCUUCGGCUCCGUUUGUCCUGGGUCCGGGGUGGCAGAAGACGAGGACGCUGCCGCCGAGGGCUUGUGGGAGGGCGAAGACUGUCUCAACCUGAAUGUGUACCGGCCGCAGUCGCCAGUGGAGCACAUGAAGCUUCCCGUUGUCAUCUAUGUGCACGGCGGCGCGUUCAACUCUGGUCUUGGAGUAGAAAGGGAUCUAGCGAGCUUUGUUUCGUGGGCGGAGGACCCCAUGGUCGGUGUCAAUUUCAACUACCGUGUGGGAGCCCUAGGAUUCUUGCCAUCUGCACUGACGGCCAAGGAAGGGUUGUUAAAUCUGGGAUUGAAAGACCAGCAGCUGCUCUUUCGAUGGGUACAAGAGAACAUAGCAGCAUUUGGAGGUGACCCCGAUAAUGUCACGCUCAUGGGUUUAAGCGCUGGUGCCCAUUCGAUUGGCCACCACCUCAUGUUCUACACCCCUGAAACUGUGCCGUUCAAGAGGGCGAUCCUUGAAUCCGGAGCACCAACAGCGCGGGCAAUCUGGUGGCCAACACACCCACGUCAUCUUGUUCAAUUUCGCGAGUUUCUCGUAGCUGCUGGCGUCGAGGGCGUCGCCGAGGAGGCCUUGCUCGAGACUCUUCGUACACUGCCCCUUUCCACGAUCAUAGCCGCGACGCAAAGUGUUUGGGCCAGCUACGCAGACAGCCUAUGCUGGCCAUUCCAGCCCGUCAUAGAUGGCGCAUACCACCUGGAGGAGCACACCACCAGCACCUCUAACUUCACCGUUUCUGCUCUUCGCGAGCGGAACAUCACAGAUGUGAUCCGCGAUCUGCCCCUGACGAGCUGGCUCAAUGGGACACAUCUUCGCAUCCCCGUUAUGACGGGCUUCAACACCAACGAGGGGACAAUCUUCGUCCCGCCCCUAGCAGACACCAACGACGACUUCCUCGCCUUCUUCAAGACUCUCAUUCCGGAACUCUCGGACGCCGACCUCGCCGCCCUCGAGGCGCUGUACCCGGACCCGGCGACCUCCUCCCACAAGUACAAGACGCCCAUCCCGGACGGCUACGGCCGCCAGUGGGCGCGCCUCGACGCCGCGUACGCGCACUACGCGUACAUCUGCCCGGUGCUGCACACGGCGCACUUCCUGUCCCGGCCUCGGAGGGGCUCAGGGGCCGAAAGCGACGCCAGGGCCCCCGUGUACCUCUAUCACUUCGCCGCGCGCGGCGGCGAGUGGGACACGGCGAACCACGCCUCCGAGGCGCCGGUCGUCGUGCACGCCAUGGACGAGGUCGGCGCGCACCCGGGGCUGCUGGCGGUCGCGGACGCGAUGCACGGGGCGUGGGCGCGGUUCGUCACGCGCGGCGGCGACCCGAACCCGAACCCGCGCUCGGCGGCGGCCGGAGCGAGGCGUUCGGACGGUGCGCUGGUGGAGUGGCCGACUUUCGAGUCGCCGUUCACGUCCGCGUCCGCGCUCCCCAAACGCCUUCACGAGGACGAGGAAGACGAGGAGGAGGAUAGAGCAGCCGCCGCAGCAGCCGUGGCGAAACAGAAAGGGCUAGGCAGGCUGGUCCUCUUCGGCGAGGGGAACAACGAGCGCGUGGAGGACGCCGGACGUAAGUCGCCCGGCACACCGGCGAAGGUGAUCAACCUCUCGGACGAGGAGAAGGCACAGUGCAAUUUCUGGUGGGAUCUCGCUAUUUUGAGCGAGGGCUUGGGGAGGCGGCUCUCACGAGAGCCGCCUCUGUAUACUUGA